AUGUCGUCCGCUGGGCCAACAUUGCCUCCACACUUGAGGAACAGCCAAGACGAGACUGACUCGGAUUCGGAUAAUGAACUUGUUGGUCCAGCUCUGCCUCCUGGGUACAAACGAGGGUCUUCAGACGACAGUGAAGAAGAGGUGUCUCCAAAAAGAGCCAAAACAAGCCACGCCACUGGAAAUCAACAAGAAAAUGCAGUAACUGAAGAAGAAGAUGAUGAUGAUGGAUUCUUUGGACCAGCUCUACCUCCAGGAUUCAAGAAGCAAGAGAGCUCUCCUGACCCGACCCCUGCAAUAGGACCAGCAUUACCACCUGGAUUUCGGAAACCGUCCUAUGAUGAUGAGGAGGAGGAGGAUGACAGUGAAGAUGAAGAAGAUUUCUCAGGCCCAGCACUGCCCCCUGGAUACCAGCACCAGGCAUCCAGCAGUGAAGAUGAAGAUGAGGAUGUCAUUGGACCCAUGCCAUCGAAAGGGCCCACUGAAGACUCAGUGGCUCUGGAUAUUGAGCGGCGGGCUCAAAGAAUGAAAGAUAAGCUCUCAGGCAAAGAUGCCCCAGUUGCACCCGCACGGGAAUCGUGGAUGACUGAGCUCCCACCUGAACUCCAACACAUUGGUCUUGGUGCUCGAACGUUCAAAAAGAAAUCUGGUCCUGAAAAAGGUGAUCGCUCAAUUUGGACGGAUACACCUGCAGACAGGGAGCGCAAAACCAGGGAGCGUCUUGAAGGGAAACUUAAAGAUGAAAAGGAAAAAAAAGAUGAUCCUCCACAGCUCUCUAUUAAAGACAUUCAGAUGGCAGAUAAAGUAUCUAAAUAUAAUGACUCCAAACGUGCAGAGUCUCUCAUGACCUUACACUCAAAGAAGAUGAAGGAGAAGGCAAAAGAGAAGGCUGAUCAACCCGUGGAAAGAAGGCCAUUCGACCGAGAUGCAGACCUUCAAGUAAACCGCUUUGAUGAAGCUCAGAAACAAAGACUGCUAAAAAAAUCUCAGGAACUGAACACACGCUUCUCCCACAGCAGAGACAGAAUGUUUCUGUAA
This is a messenger RNA of Knipowitschia caucasica, 1035 nucleotides long. NCBI's taxonomy places the organism in Eukaryota, Metazoa, Chordata, Actinopteri, Gobiiformes, Gobiidae. The record is from the annotation of a GenBank genome assembly.